Messenger RNA from Durio zibethinus, 1911 nucleotides. Its product is annotated as tobamovirus multiplication protein 1. NCBI's taxonomy places the organism in Eukaryota, Viridiplantae, Streptophyta, Magnoliopsida, Malvales, Malvaceae. Gene Ontology annotation, cellular component: plant-type vacuole membrane. The record is from RefSeq and is a predicted model, not a curated record.
AAAUUUUAUUCGAAUUCAAAUAAUUUAAAUAUAUCUUUUACAUCUCUAAAACAAUACAUUAUUUUACAAUUUAUGACAACAACCAAAUCAAACAUUACUUAUCUAAAUUUAUGACACAGCACAGCGGAAAAAUAGAGAAAUAAAAGAAGUUUUUAAUAAAAUUAAACUGGAAAAAAACAAAAACCAGUUUGCAAAUUGCAACUACCACGAUCGUUGAUGAACUCGUAGAAGCUUAGGUGAGAGUUGAUAAGAGAGGGAUCCAAAAAGAACAGCAAAUGGCUUCAUUACUUCAUUACUGACAUUAGUUGCUAACUCCAUCCCUUUGGACCGUCGACUGGUAGAUAGAUUUAAGCUAAAAAAAAAUCCUCAAAAUUUCUCUCUCUCACAGUUGUAUUCUAUCGUGUCUCUGUUUCUCAGAUUUUCUUUUCCCUCUCUGCUCUUUUGUUGUUUUCUGUUUGGUUGAGGGGAUUUUGACUUUUGCGGGAAAGCUCGGGGAAAUAAGAGAAAUGGUCAGAAUGACGAAAAUGCCACUGAACUUAACGCCUAUGGAGCUUCCAGCUCUGGUGUCCGAUUGGUGGGACGAGAUCAAUGAUUCGACUCAGUGGCAGGAUGGAAUCUUCUAUACUCUUUGCGCCGCUUAUGCUCUAGUCUCCUCCGUUGCUCUGAUACAAUUAAUAAGGAUUGAAUUGAGAGUGCCCGAAUAUGGUUGGACGACGCAGAAGGUUUUCCAUCUUAUGAACUUCAUUGUUAAUGGAGUGCGUGCUAUUGUGUUUGGAUUGCACAAACAAGUAUUUGUAUUGUAUCCCAAGGUACUCACAUUUGUACUGUUGGAUCUUCCUGGCCUUCUGUUUUUCUCCACAUACACAUUACUUGUCCUGUUUUGGGCAGAGAUUUAUCACCAGGCAAGAAGCUUACCAACGGAUAAACUCAGAAUUUUUUAUGUAUCAAUCAAUGGUGUUAUUUAUGUUAUACAGGUCUGCAUUUGGUUAUACCUCUGGAUAGAUGACAACAGCGUGGUGGAAUUUAUUGGAAAAAUAUUUAUUGCUGUGGUGUCAUUUAUAGCUGCAUUAGGAUUCUUGCUGUAUGGAGGAAGAUUAUUUUUCAUGCUAAGACGUUUCCCUAUUGAAUCAAAAGGAAGAAGGAAGAAGCUGCAUGAGGUUGGUUCUGUUACAGCCAUUUGUUUCACGUGCUUCCUGAUUAGGUGCUUUGUGGUGGUUUUAUCGGCUUUUGAUUCAGAUGCAUCACUUGAUGUUUUGGACCAUCCAAUUUUGAACUUGAUCUAUUACAUGCUUGUUGAGAUCCUACCUUCAGCUCUAGUUUUGUAUAUCCUGCGUAAGUUGCCUCCAAAGAGAAUAUCUGCCCAAUAUCACCCCAUCCGUUAGCCAGAAUGCUAUUCUGUUGGUAGGAUUGUUUUUCCCCUAGAAAAAUAGUUUUGGCAUGGUUCAGAUAGUUAGUUGCUGUCGGAAUUAAGGGAAGCAUGGCCGGUGAACAAUCCAGUAAUAAACUGGAACGGCUCGUGGUGGGGCAAAAUUUUUUACAUGUAGAUUACAUAUCUAUUUGCAGCUUUCUUAAGGGGAGAUCAUUGAAUUGAUUUCUUCAUGGGUUAUAUGAUCGAAGAGUUGGUAAAGUCACCCUCUUUGUGCAUUAUUGGUUGCAAUUGGAAGAUUUUGUUUUUUCUUGUAGUUUCAAUCAUCAAUUCAGUAGUUGUUAUUUCUGUUUGUUCUUAGAGAUGAUGGGUUUGUUAUAAAUACUUGAUGGAAAUGAUAUUAGUUUGAUUUUUUUCCUCCAAUUGUCGGCCAGCCAUUCUUUCUUAUGUUUUGUAGCUCUUCUGAAAGUUCCUUUUGCUCCCAUGUUAGAAUCCAUUGACUCCAUAUCAAAGGAGAAUACUUGUUAGUUAUUACAUACUCCUAA